This is a messenger RNA of Mercenaria mercenaria, 1938 nucleotides long. RefSeq names its product hemicentin-2-like. The annotation marks the transcript as partial. Lineage: Eukaryota; Metazoa; Mollusca; Bivalvia; Venerida; Veneridae. The transcript has 7 exons. The record is from RefSeq and is a predicted model, not a curated record. Gene Ontology annotation, molecular function: protein binding.
UAAAGCCCAGUCAGCCAAAAGCCACUCAGACCGCAGUGGUAUCUGCUGGAGGCUUUGUAGAGGUCAGCUGCAGAACAACUGGUUGCAGACCUGCUGCUAAUAUUUCCUGGUUAUAUCAGGGGUAUACAACAAAAGGCAAAGUUAAUGCUACACUCAAUGCUGCAAAAGAAACAUAUACAGUUGAUUCAUUUUUUCGAAGACAGGUGACUGCUGCAGAUAAUGGGCAUAAUGUACAAUGCGUAAUUACUCAUCCAGCACUUGUUAAUCAAGCAGAGGGAAUUGCAUCAGUUAAUCUUAACGUUAGGUUUAAACCUCUUACAGCAACAAUAACAGGAAACAGAAAUAUCAUUGCUAAUGGAAAAAAAACAUUAACACUGGUAUGUACAUCUGGAAGCUCUAACCCGAUAUCUGACAUCACAUGGAGAAUAAACAGUGUCAUCACACCAAGUAACGGAAAUCUGUCUGACCAGAGUGGGGAAUAUGGUGGAAUGAAACGUCGGCAGAUACUCAAAUUGGCCCCAACCCGUGACAAUGAUAAUGAUAGUAUUUCAUGUCAAGCUUACAAUAAUGCAGGGACAUCUGAAAUGUCUGAAGUGACACUGGAUUUAAAAUACCGUCCAUUGAUUGAGAACAUGCCAGAAAUUAUAGUUGUUGAAGGAAACAGCAGUGUACUUACAUGUGUUGCUUCAAGUAAACCAGCAUCUACAUUCAGAUGGUUCCGAGAACAGAGUACAUUUCUCGAUCAGGGAAAUGGAACACUUGGAAAUAACAAGUUUUCAUACACAAUAAAUAAUGUGAGGAGAACUGAUGCUGCAACAUACAGAUGUAAUGCAAACAAUAGAGUUGAACUAGAAGAUAACAAAAAUGUUCGUCUUAAAGUAUAUUAUCCCCCAGAUGUCACAGCAAUAGCAGACAAUACCACCGUCAAAGCUACAACUGCUUCGAUACUUUGUAAUGCUAAAGGGGUGCCAAGCACUAACUAUAUGUACGGUAAAUGGAUACAGACAUGGGCUGGAUAUAAUGUUCCUGUAUCAGAGAAACCUGAAAGUGAGAGACUUGUGUUAAAAAACCUGACAUAUGAACACUCUGGAGUUUACACUUGUUCUGCAAGUAAUGGAAUUAAAGUAUUUGGUACAAACAAAGAAUUUAUGGAAGGAUCCGUUCUGUUAGUAGUAAAAUCAUUCCCAGUAAUAACAAAUGUAAGUGAGAAAACACCAGCCAAAUUUAAAGAAAAUGCUUCUUUAGAAGUUUACUAUUACUCAAAUGUAGCAGGAUCUGAAGUGAAAAUCUACAGGAAUGUGAAUGGGUCUAAACAAGAAAGAAUUAUCUACAAUGCAUCAGAGACUCGUGUAGAAGUCAGUUUACCUGUGUUUGCACAUACCGUCAGAACUCGUGGAACUAAAGCACAAAUUUUGAUUCAGAUACUGUCACAGGACGACUUUGGAUCCUAUGAUGUUGUUGUUGCAAAUGAAAUAGGUUCUAGCACUCGAUCAUUUGAAAUAGUUCCAAAAGGUCCUCCUAGCAUGCCAAAUAAUCUCACAGUAGACAGUAUUCAGUAUAACAAAGCACAUCUGUCAUGGAUACGGGGAUAUCAUGGAGGGCUUGCACAGACUUUUGUAAUACAGCUUAGUACUGACCUGAACAUUUGGAACAAUAUAACAGUCUAUGGCGGGCUGAACAAGAGUUUAGAACCUAUUUCUGAAGUUCUGCCGGGUCUUCAUGAUUCAACAACGUACUAUAUAAGAAUGUUUGCUUUUAACAAUGAAGGGAGUAGCCCAUUUACAGAGAUACUUAAUUACACCACACCUUCAGUGCCAGAGGAGGACAAGCCCAGUGUAUUGGGAGCUGUAAUUGGCGCUACUGCGGGUGGAAUUUCAGCACUUAUAAUAAUAUCAGUAGUAUUUGUUGUACUUAAACGCAGGGGUGUCUUUGCAAAAG